Messenger RNA from Perca fluviatilis (European perch), 1122 nucleotides. RefSeq lists its product as uncharacterized. The record is from RefSeq and is a predicted model, not a curated record. The coding region runs from base 146 to 1018 and encodes 290 amino acids. The transcript is spliced from 9 exons. Lineage: Eukaryota; Metazoa; Chordata; Actinopteri; Perciformes; Percidae.
ACCAGCAGCACACUUAACCAUUUUUCUACACAAGCAGGAACCACAUGAUGCUGAAAUUGAAAAUGCAGUGAGAGGUCUUCUCAGCUGCAUCCGGAACUUAAAAAAAUCCAAUGAGAGGCCUAGCAGUUCUGUGGACCUAAGGCCCAUGGAAUCUCAGGCUGGAACUAGCAGUUCCAUCGAGGUUAACAACCCUGUUCAUCGGGAAAGGCAAAGAUCUUUUCCAGCAAUAUAUGCUGUAAGCCGGGCACGCCAUAAAAGAAAGGCACCUGAACCUCUAAGAUCAACAUGUUCUAAAGUAAUAGAACUCCAGUUCUGCCUGCAGCCCGAAAACUCAGAUAGGACACCAAAAGACGAAACCAUGCUCUUGCAAGCGGGCUUAGGAAGGAGAACUGUACAUCUUAAUGACGAUGCUGAUCACACUGAGAUAACCAGAGUUCUGUUUGAGGAAUACCCUAAAUUAAGACAUUUGCAUGGCGGUUGGCUUCUCCAAAAAGCUGCAGGAGGCAGUGGACAAAGGAAGACUACUCCACUGGCCCAUGGUUCCCAGGGCUACACAGCAAAAAUAUUGAAGUCCUCCUCAAACAAUGGAAAGAAUAUCAUCUAUAUUGUCCCCCUUCAAGAAAAGAUCGACACAACCCCCUUGCCAUAUGAUUCACCGGAGUUUCAGAAUAUGCCAAAAAAUGACUGCAUUACCUGUGGCACAUCAGUUCCUCUUCAGUUGCUGCCUUUCCACAUUGAAUCCUGUCAGUGUCAUGAUAAUAAUUCUGAACUUGUGGCAGAAGAGGAGAAAGACCAGGAACCAGAUGUUAUUUGUGUGGAUUCUUGCCCAAUAUGUGGAGAGCAAUUUGCUGCUGAGGCGAUGGCCCUCCAUGCAAGUGCAUGUGGGGAAAGUUUUCCUCUGAAUUCCAUAAUGGCGGCUGCGUCUGAAAACCGCACUUCAGCACCAGAGGUUUCCACAAGCAGUGUCACUGAAAGCAGCCUUGCUAGCCCAUCCAAUUAUGGCCUGGAAGAGGGUUGAAGUUCCAGAUAGGGCAGCUAUACUAUACAGAAGGUAUUUGCUUCAGGAAAAAGAGGAUGAACCAACACUGAAAGUAAGACUUGACAUGAGAGAGGACGUUGAAG